CAUUCAGGUGUGUACUGAAGGUGAAGUCUGUUCUCCUUUCAUUUUCAUACACGGUGUGUAUCCGUGUUCCUGCGGGAUUUUUGUUUCACGGUGUCAUAAAGCAGUGAAGUUUCUUUGCUCGACCUUUCAGUCAUGUAUUUUCAGAUAUGAAGCUCUCCGUGUGCUGGUGCUGUUGGAUUCUUUGGGGUUGUUUUGCCGUCGCAGACGAUGACAAGAUCAAUCCUAUUAUUACUGAGGAGCAGUUGCUGUGGGUUGGCGGCGGGGCCGGGAAGGUGCACACAUACCGGAUUCCCCUGCUGAGCUUCACCCCCCGUGGACAUUUGGUGGCGUUUGCAGAGGCUCGAAAGACAUCCUCAACUGACAUGGAGGCCAAAUUUAUAGCCAUGCGACGCUCAACAGACAAAGGAGCUACGUGGUCUCCUACUACCUUCAUAGUGGACGAUGGGAUUCACACUGAUGGCUCAAACUUGGGCUCUGUCGUUGUGGAUGAAGAAACGGGAUCCCUGAUGCUGAUCUAUUCUCUGUGCUUCUACCGAUACCAAUGCAGCCCUUCUAGCACCAUGUUAGUGGAGAGUCUGGAUGAUGGCGUGACCUGGAGCGCUCCUCGCAAUCUCUCUGUCCAUCUUGGGGUCAAGAGCUUCAUCCCAGGGCCAGGAUUUGGCAUUCAGAAACGCCACCCACCUGCGAAGGGCCGUUUGGUGGUGUGUGGUCACGGCACUAUCGAGGGCGACGGGGUUUUCUGUAUCCUGAGCGACGAUCACGGGCGCACGUGGAGGAACGGAGGCUCACUGAAGAGCGUCCCUUAUAACCAGCCCAAACAGAGCCAGGACUUCAACCCUGAUGAAUGUCAGCCGGUGGAGCUGCAGGACGGCAGCAUCGCGAUCAACGUGCGGAACCAGAACAACUACCACUGCCGCUGCAGGAUGGUGGUGCGCAGCCUGGACGGAGGAGAGACUCUGCCCGUGGAGGAGCUGAAGUUCGACCACACGCUGGUGGAUCCCGUAGUGGCGGCUGGAGCUCUGCAGAAGGAGGACGUGCUGUUCUUCAGCAACCCGGCCAACUCCGAGAAGAGGGUGAAUCUGACUCUGCGCUGGUCUCUGACUGAUGGGAACUCAUGGGAAAAGAAUACUUUUCAGAUCUGGGAAGGGCCAAGUGGUUAUUCCUGUUUAACAUCUCUCAAAGAUGACAAGAAAUACAUCUUUGCCAUCUAUGAAAAAGGGCAUAAAGACUACUGCGAGACUGUCUCUUUAGCAAAAAUCAGUCUGUAUGGUGGCAUGUAGGAGCCAAACUUCUAUAGAGCACGGCUGUAGAGCCCAGCAUGACCAGCGUGCGAAUGUACAGUAGCAUUGCUGAUGAAGAAUUUCUGAAAUACUUGAACCAAUUUAGCUCUUCACCAGGGAUUAUUUCUUUAACGACGCAAUUCACACUUCUAAAUUACACUCUAAUGACUCGAAUUCCUAAUAACACGUUACUAAAUUUCCCCUUGGGGAUCAAUAAAGUACUCUCUAUCUCUAA
Molecule: messenger RNA, 1515 nt
Organism: Ictalurus punctatus (channel catfish)
Lineage: Eukaryota; Metazoa; Chordata; Actinopteri; Siluriformes; Ictaluridae
Product: sialidase-1
Exons: 6
Coding region: 147-1280 (377 amino acids)
Biological process (GO): oligosaccharide catabolic process; ganglioside catabolic process
Cellular component (GO): lysosome; membrane; cytoplasm
Molecular function (GO): exo-alpha-sialidase activity
Source: RefSeq, a predicted model, not a curated record